AUGGACUCUGACGAAGACCUCCAACUUCCUCCACCGAAGACCCCCAUCAACCUGGACGACUCGGAUGAUGACUUGCCGCCCCCCGCAGCGUUGGCGGUGAAGGGGCCACCGCCUGUAAAACCUGCAGGGCCGGCGCUAACGUCACCGAAGAACAAACCCGUCGCUCUCAAUAAAAAUGGCGUUUCGAGUCCUCUGAUGGGGUCACCACUCAACAACACCGCGGCGCAGAGGGGCGCGCAAUAUUUGGACCCGCAGCAGCAACAAUUGCCCUUCACUAGCGAAACAAGGGCGAGAGUGAAUCCUGCCAAGGUGUACAAGGAGGGCUUCCUGUUUAAGCAGCAGCCCAGCUGGCCCUACAGCAACCAGAAGCGGUACUGUGUAAUCAAAAACUGUAGGCUGUACUACUUUGACUCCCAGGAGAGCAUGAAGGAGGGAAAACCGCAGGGUGUGAUUGAUCUUACUAGCGCUAAGCUUGUUGACCCCGGGAACGAAGCCAAGCUGCCGUCCAGCUUCGGCAUUCACGUGGCGAGCGAUCGGCAGGCGGAGGGGGGCGGCAGCGUCAAGAAGGAGCGGACAUUUACGUUUUCCGUCAUGCACGCACACGAAUUGGGCGAGUGGAAGGCGGCCAUCCAAUCCGUUGUUGGCGACCCAGCGGAGGAUGAAAAAGUACACUGGUUUGAGAAGAUGGUGCAGGGUGUGUACUAA
Trypanosoma cruzi is the source of this 705-nucleotide messenger RNA. RefSeq lists its product as uncharacterized. The record is from RefSeq and is a predicted model, not a curated record. The transcript has a single exon. The coding region runs from base 1 to 705 and encodes 234 amino acids. NCBI's taxonomy places the organism in Eukaryota, Euglenozoa, Kinetoplastea, Trypanosomatida, Trypanosomatidae.